GGUCUCGACGCUGCGCCGCGCGUAUAUCGAAACCGUCCGCCGUUCACAACCUGAACACCCACAGCCAACCAACCGAAAUUCGAUCCGACGCUUGGCGACGCUUCCGACGCCCGGGCCGCACUUCCACUUCAACAGCCAUAAAUCAAUUCGUUACUAUUGAUUAUAUCGACGUGCGUGCUUAAAUUAGCAUAGGUUCCAUCGACAAGUCUUAUAAAAAGUUAAAACAUUUGUAAAACACGUAAAAAACUGGUUAAAAAACAGUGCCAAUCGAGUAAAACAAAGUUUUUAGUGAAACUGACAAAUUGCCGAAAGGAAACAAGAUACAAGAAUGAUUUUCGAUUAAAAAAGAAUGGAUCAAACCCAAGUGUGAUUUUACUUAAGUCAAAUCUUUCGUGGUUGAGUCACUCUUAUCCCUCCCUACUCCCAAGCACUACCCCUCCUACUAAACACCAAAACGCCGCACAAUGUUCCACUCAACCCCGUCGUCAGCGAGCGGUUACUCCGAGAGCAGACUGUCGAUGGACGGCAGCGGCGCCAGCUUCCACCAUCAACAUCUCCAGCAAUCACCAGUGUACGUCCCGAGUAAUCGCGCAACAAUGCCACAAUACCCAUCACCCGGUGGUCAUCACUUCGCCGCGUCACAUCAUCAAAACGCAGCCGCCGCCAGCGCAUGGCAUUCCGCCGCGGCGGCAACCGCAAGCUACGGGGAUGUGUCCACUCAUGGGGCGGCAGCACUCGCGUCAACUCACGGAGCAUUAAGUGCGGGGCAAUUCUACGCGCAGAAUAUGAUGAUGAAUACGUGGAGGGCUUACGAUGGCACGCAUGGUAGUGGAUUUCAACGUACGUCACCAUACGAUGGUGCGGUGGAGUUUCAGUUCGGUGAAGGGCGCGAGUGUGUAAACUGCGGCGCCAUUUCGACGCCCCUUUGGCGUCGCGACGGUACUGGUCAUUAUUUGUGCAAUGCCUGCGGGCUCUACCACAAGAUGAACGGUAUGAACCGCCCUCUGAUUAAACCCUCUAAACGACUGACAGCAACAAGACGUUUGGGUUUGUGCUGUACGAAUUGCGGCACGCGUACGACUACUCUGUGGCGUCGUAAUAACGACGGUGAGCCGGUGUGCAACGCGUGCGGGUUGUAUUUUAAGCUGCACGGUGUCAAUCGACCGCUGGCGAUGCGCAAGGACGGUAUUCAGACACGCAAACGCAAGCCGAAGAAGCCCAAUAGCGGCGGGGAGAGUGAAACCGCGCCCUCGGUGCUCGAAGAUAACUCAAAACUAACCCAUUCCAACUCUCAGCAACCCUCAGCGUCUAAUCACGCAUCGCAUUCAGUUUCGCUGAGCAAUCACCAUCAUCAUUCACAUGCGCAUGCGCAUACACACGCACACUCACCGAAAAGCGCAGCGGAUAGACCAUACCUCGGGCAAACAUCACUUCUACCACCGAGUAGCAUCUCCUCAUCAGCAGGUGUAGGCGUCGGGGGCGGUUCCACCGCCGGUGUUAUCAAAAGCGAACCGUACGAACCAUACAGUUGCUUCCAAACACAAACGUCGUAUCCAUAUCAGCAAUUCUUUGGAUUUCCAGGGGCGGCUGCUGCCACCCCCGACGUUGCCUACCAUCAUCAGCAUCAUGUCACAGCGGCGGCGAAAUUAAUGGCGUCGUCUUAAGUGUUUUAUUAAACUGUGAAUGAGUGAAAAGUGCAAUAAGUGAAAAAUCAUGGACUGAAAUGAAACAAAAUGGCGACACGAGUAGAUUCCUGUAAGUGUGACUGUACAUAUUCGUUCAUCGUAUAUAGGAUAACAUAACCUCAAACAAUUUAAUCAAUGUUUCGUGAUUGGACAUUAAUCAUUUGUACAAAUUUGAUGCGUUUUAAAUAGUUUAGGAGAUAAUCGAUGCACAAAUGAUGAAAAAUGAGUUGAUUUAUGGAUUUAAGCCGUACUAUAACCUAAAUUGACUUUAUUUUAAAAAUUCUCAAUUGUGAGGCCAUAAAAUACGCACGCGAAUAUUUAAACACACAUUUCUGCAUUCUGCAUCUCAAUCGAUAGAAUUAACUCUGUGUACUUGUAGAUAUUUAUUAUUACAAUUGUAACUUUAUUCGUACUUACGUUAAGAUAAUCGAUGGAAAAUAAAUUAAACUUCAUUAGAA
Messenger RNA from Dalotia coriaria, 2143 nucleotides. Its product is annotated as GATA-binding factor A-like. The coding region runs from base 465 to 1664 and encodes 399 amino acids. Gene Ontology annotation, molecular function: RNA polymerase II cis-regulatory region sequence-specific DNA binding; DNA-binding transcription factor activity, RNA polymerase II-specific; zinc ion binding. The record is from RefSeq and is a predicted model, not a curated record. Gene Ontology annotation, biological process: positive regulation of transcription by RNA polymerase II; negative regulation of transcription by RNA polymerase II; cell fate commitment. NCBI's taxonomy places the organism in Eukaryota, Metazoa, Arthropoda, Insecta, Coleoptera, Staphylinidae. The transcript has 5 exons.